Cladophialophora carrionii CBS 160.54 is the source of this 1395-nucleotide messenger RNA. RefSeq lists its product as uncharacterized. The transcript has a single exon. Gene Ontology annotation, cellular component: cytoplasm; late endosome. Gene Ontology annotation, molecular function: oxidoreductase activity. Bases 1 to 1395 code for a protein of 464 amino acids. NCBI's taxonomy places the organism in Eukaryota, Fungi, Ascomycota, Eurotiomycetes, Chaetothyriales, Herpotrichiellaceae. The record is from RefSeq and is a predicted model, not a curated record. Gene Ontology annotation, biological process: retrograde transport, endosome to Golgi.
AUGUCCACCAUCAUCAUCGGAGGCGGCAUCAUCGGCCUCUCCACCGCAUAUUAUCUCUCCCUCUCCCGACCGGCCAGUUCAACAUCGGGGGAUAUCCACAUCAUCGACUCGUCGGCAAGCCUCUUCACCUCGGCGUCAGGCUAUGCCGGCGGAUUCGUGGCACUGGAUUGGUUUUCACGGCCCGUGGCGUCGUUGGGCGCAUUAUCCUUCCGGCUGCAUCGCGAGUUGGCGAACCAGCAUGGGGGAGAUCGUCGGUGGGGGUACGCGGGCAGUCAUGUGUAUAGUUUGAGUGAGGGCGAUGAGGAGGUAGUAGAAGGGAACGAGGAGAUCGAUCCUCUGGGGACAGAUGCGCCCGAGGGGCAGGACGACUGGAUUGCUGACGGGACGAGUCGGGCGCGAGUCGCGCCGUUGGCUUCAACUUCCGCUUCCACGUCGACUUCGAAUCCAGACCCGGCCAAAACUCCACCUACAGUGUGGACGCGCCGAAGCGGCUGGACGUUCGAGACGAUCGGUCGCCCAGGGGACUGUGCGCAAGUCGAGCCACGGGAGUUGUGUGAGUUCUUGCUUGAGGAGUGCAAGAAACGAGGUGUGCAGGUUCAUCUCUCGACCAUGGCGACAGCGGUGCUUACUGAUGAUGAGGGAGUGUUGAAGGGGUUGAAGUUGCGGGCUACCGGCGUUGACGCUGGACAGCCACACGAGCAGGAAACGCAGCUUGAAUGUAAGAAUGUGGUGAUCUCAGCCGGGGCGUGGACGCCGCGCGUCUUCAGCACGCUGUUUCCGCAGAGUAAGUUGCGGAUUCCAAUCGAGCCGUUGGCUGGACAUAGCAUCGUGGUCAAGUCACCGCGGUAUAUGACACCGUACGCGGACCUUACAGAACGGGAGGGAGGCAGUGACAAUCAAAAGUCGAUGUGCUAUGCGAUAUACUGCGGUCCGGGUUCGCGGUGGUCAUUUGCGCCAGAGGCAUUUGCCCGGCUUGCUCGCGACGGGGAGACCGAAGUCUGGGUCGGCGGACUCAAUGAUAGUACGCUUCCCCUCCCGGAGCUUUCGACUGAUGUCAAGGGGAUGAUCAACCAGCGCAGUAUCCAGGAUCUGCGCAGGACGACGGUCGAGUUGACGGGACUUGCGAAGGGAGGCGGCCAGCAGAAUGAAGAUGAUCUGGAAACGAUAAGAGAAGGACUGUGUUUCAGGCCGAUAAGCCACCGGGGAACCCCCCUCAUCAGUGCAUUAGACGGUAAAGAUCUUGGCUUGCGGGCCGGUGGUAGUGGUGUCUAUAUCGCCUCUGGCCACGGUCCGUGGGGCAUAAGUCUGAGUCUGGGAACCGGGAAAGUCGUGAGUGAAAUGCUGAUGGGACAAAAGCCAAGUGCAGAUGUGCGUGGGCUUCGCGUGGGCCGGUAA